UGCUUCCUUGACCUUGAUGCUAAUGGAAUGACAUUACUCUGAAAGAGAGUUAGCCAAACUUUCAGAACCAAUGGACUUUUCAGUCCUCAGGUCAUCUAGCACCUACUUCAUGACCUGAUGUCUAGCUCAGUGAAUGGUUGCUAUUAACUGUAUGUACCACAUGUAUUGCAGGCUAUCUGAGUAAACUCACCAGGCUAGAUUCUUGCUGCUGCUUUCAUCAGACACUUUGGUCUCCUCUCUUGAAGAGCAGUAAACAAGACUGAAAGCAUGGAGCGAAGGAAUCACAGUGGGCGAGUGAGUGAAUUUGUGUUGCUGGGUUUCCCAGCUCCUGCACCACUGCGGGCACUACUGUUUUUCUUUUCUCUACUGGCCUAUGUGUUGGUGCUGACUGAAAAUGCACUCAUCAUUACAGCAAUUAGGAACCACUCCACCCUCCACAAACCCAUGUAUUUUUUCUUGGCUAAUAUGUCAUUCCUGGAGAUUUGGUAUGUCACUGUUACAAUUCCUAAGAUGCUUGCUGGCUUCAUUGGCUCCAAUCAGAACCAUGGACAGCUGAUUUCCUUCGAGGGCUGCAUGACACAGCUCUACUUUUUCCUGGGCCUGGGCUGCACUGAGUGUGUCCUUCUUGCUGUUAUGGCCUAUGACCGCUAUGUGGCUAUUUGUCACCCCCUCCACUACCCUGUCAUUGUCAGUAGCCGGCUGUGUGUGCAGAUGGCAGCUGGAUCCUGGGCUGGAGGUUUCGGCAUCUCAAUGGUUAAAGUUUUCCUCAUUUCUCGUCUGUCUUACUGUGGCCCCAACACCAUCAACCACUUUUUCUGCGAUGUUUCUCCAUUGCUCAACCUCUCAUGCACUGACAUGUCCACAGCAGAACUUACAGAUUUUAUCCUGGCCAUUUUUAUUCUGCUGGGGCCACUCUCUGUCACUGGAGCCUCCUACAUGGCCAUCACUGGUGCUGUGAUGCGCAUCCCCUCAGCCGCUGGCCGCCAUAAAGCCUUUUCGACCCGUGCUUCCCACCUUACUGUUGUGAUCAUCUUCUAUGCAGCCAGCAUCUUCAUCUAUGCCAGGCCUAAGGCACUCUCAGCUUUUGACACCAACAAGUUGGUCUCUGUACUCUAUGCAGUCAUUGUACCACUGCUCAAUCCCAUCAUUUACUGCUUGCGCAACCAAGAGGUUAAAAGAGCCCUACGUCACACUCUGCACCUGUACCAGGGCCAGGAUGCUAAUGACAAGAAAUCUGGCAGAGGUGGUUAG
This is a messenger RNA of Peromyscus leucopus (white-footed mouse), 1251 nucleotides long. RefSeq names its product olfactory receptor 226. Gene Ontology annotation, molecular function: olfactory receptor activity; G protein-coupled receptor activity. The transcript is spliced from 2 exons. Bases 268 to 1251 code for a protein of 327 amino acids. The record is from RefSeq and is a predicted model, not a curated record. Lineage: Eukaryota; Metazoa; Chordata; Mammalia; Rodentia; Cricetidae. Gene Ontology annotation, cellular component: membrane. Gene Ontology annotation, biological process: G protein-coupled receptor signaling pathway.